UGUGUUGUGUUGGCUCUCUGUUUACAUAUCGAACUUGAAACACCCGCAGUCGCGGCGCUGUCGACGUCGCUGUCAACUGAGCAUUUCAUUGAGCACGCGACUUUCGCUACUGCUCGCUUUGCAGUGUGAGCGAGAAAGAGAAUGGUAGAGCCAGAGACGCCGGCGUACACGGUUAAGCGGGCUGAGUUUAAAGAGCGGCCAAAGCUUUGGUCAGUCGCAAUUGACGCGUGCUAAGAAGCGGUUUAAUGGAGCUGUGUCAAUUAUUGAACUAAUGUUUUUGGCGCAAUAAAAUAAAAACAAACAAAAGUAAAAGCAAGUGUUUUAAGUGCGUGCAGUGCUCAUAAAUUAAAUCAAUUGUUUGCACGCUUGCCCAUUAGCGCCUCAUUAUAUUUUGCUUACAAAAGAUAAAAUUAUGGAAAGUGCUUGAACAAAGGCAUUGUGUUCAUAAAUACAAAGGUGACUGAGUAAAAGCAGAACAAAAUAUAGGGCGUAUAUACAAUGCAAAUGAGGCAAUCAUUUGCAAUGCAGCUCCAGCUUCAGCUCCAUCUCUGCCUUCUGCUCAUCGGGUAUGCCAUUGCGCAGCCCCACAUCAUUUUCAUAUUGGCCGAUGAUCUGGGCUUCAACGAUGUGGGCUUCCGUGGCUCGGCGCAAAUUCCCACGCCCAAUAUCGAUGCGCUGGCCUAUUCGGGUCUCAUACUGAAUCGCUACUAUGUCAACCCCAUUUGCACGCCUUCACGCUCGGCGCUCAUGACUGCCAAAUAUCCCAUACACACAGGCAUGCAACACACUGUGCUCUAUGCGGCUGAGCCGCGUGGCCUGCCUUUGAAUUUGAAAAUAUUGCCGCAAUAUCUGAACGAUUUGGGCUACACCUCCCACAUAGCAGGCAAGUGGCAUUUGGGUCACUGGAAACGCGUCUAUACGCCGCUUUAUCGUGGCUUUAGCAGCCAUGUGGGCUACUGGUCGGGCCACCAGGACUACAAUGAUCACUCGGCCGUGGAGCACGGCCAGUGGGGCCUGGACAUGCGCAAUGGCACCGAGCUGGCCUACGAUCUGCAUGGCCAAUAUACCACAGACGUGAUCACGCAGCAUUCGCUCAACGUGAUAGCCAAGCAUAAUUCGACUAAGGGUCCGCUGUUUCUCUAUGUGGCCCAUGCGGCAGUGCAUUCCGGUAAUCCCUAUAAUCCAUUGCCUGCCAAGGAUGAUAUAGUACGCCGAUUGGGCACGAUUCAGGACUACAAGAGGCGCAAGUAUGCGGCAUUGGUCACCGCCAUGGACGACUCUGUGGGGCGCAUUGUGGAGCAGCUGCGCAAGUCGCACAUGCUCGACAACUCCAUAAUAAUCUUCUCCACUGACAAUGGCGGUCCGGCGGAGGGUUUCAACUCGAAUUUCGCCUCCAACUAUCCACUGAGGGGUGUGAAGAAUACGCUGUGGGAGGGCGGAGUGCGAGGUGCUGGUCUGGUGUGGUCCGCACAGCUGAGCAAACGUCCACGCGUCGCAGAUCAGACCAUGCACAUUGCGGAUUGGCUGCCCACGCUGCUGGAAGCGGCUGGCGGUGAGGCGGCACUUGCCCAGCUGAACAACGCUCAGCUGGAUGGGAUGAGUGUGUGGCAAGCGCUGCUCAAGAACGAGGUGUCGCCGCGCAAGAGCGUGUUGCAUAACAUAGACGACAUCUGGGGCAGCGCAGCGUUGAGCGUGGGCGACUGGAAGCUGGUGAAGGGCACCAACUACAAUGGCUCAUGGGAUGGCUGGUAUGGGCCGGCGGGCACGCGCAAUCUCCGCGACUACGACUGGUACCUGGUCGCCAAGAGUCCAGCAGGCCAAGCCCUGCAGCAGCUGAAGGUGUUGCCCAAAACUGCGGAUAUGAUGCGAGCCCGCGAAGCAGCCAAUGUCAUCUGCAAGGAUGCCAGGCUGAAGGAUGCGCCGAACAUCCCCUGCAACCCACUAAAGGCGCCCUGUCUCUUCAAUAUACGGGAAGAUCCCUGCGAGCAGCGUAACCAAGCGGAUGUCUAUCCUAAAGUGCUGGAACUCAUGCUGAAGGAGCUGCAGCUCAUAAACUCAACUGCAGUGCCUCCUGCAAAUAAACCCGAUGACCCGCUUGGCUAUCCACGCUUCUGGAACUACACGUGGACGAACUUUGGUGACUACGUGGACACAAACGAUUGUAUCUAGAUAAAAUUGAUUAAAAG
Drosophila mojavensis is the source of this 2186-nucleotide messenger RNA. Its product is annotated as arylsulfatase I. Lineage: Eukaryota; Metazoa; Arthropoda; Insecta; Diptera; Drosophilidae. The coding region runs from base 499 to 2169 and encodes 556 amino acids. The transcript is spliced from 7 exons. The record is from RefSeq and is a predicted model, not a curated record.